Messenger RNA from Bipolaris oryzae ATCC 44560, 1365 nucleotides. RefSeq lists its product as uncharacterized. Lineage: Eukaryota; Fungi; Ascomycota; Dothideomycetes; Pleosporales; Pleosporaceae. The coding region runs from base 1 to 1365 and encodes 454 amino acids. The transcript has 2 exons. The record is from RefSeq and is a predicted model, not a curated record.
AUGAAUGGUUACAGGGAUCUCAGCGCUGGCUCGCAAUACAUGUACAAUAUGACGAAUGGUCUUGAAGAUGAUUCAUUCGAGGGUGUGCAGCCUAGAUGGCCGCACCUGCAAAAUCAACAGAUGCAGUUCCAUGGCUACGGCCAGGGCUCUACAGGUGGUCAUGGUCAGCACAAUAGCCAUUGGUCGAACACAGACAUCCCACCCCAGUCUUUUCCUCAUGCGCAACACCUCUCGGCCUCAAGUUUCUCUUCGGCAGGUUCAAGCUUACGAUCGUCACAAGCGAGCGGGUUCUCAGACCUUUCCUUCCGAGAUUCAGUCUCGUCAUCCUCCUCAUGGUCCCGCACAUCUGGCAUGGGUCGGGAGCAACACGUCCUACAGACCGAGUAUGAUCUAAGUCACGGUCCACCAGCCCAAUCCUCUUACUUCUCCAGUCCUGUAGAAGAAACCAAUUCCAUCGUAUCCAAGCGUCGACCAACCCGGAAGCCCCUCGUGCAAGAAAAAGACUACUUCAAAACCUGCGUCUCUGCCCACAAACAAUCCCGCACCUGCACCAAAUCCCACAAGUACUUCUGCACCAGCUGCAAAAAAUCCUUUGUCGAAAAAGCAGACUGGAAACGCCACGAAGAAACCUACCAAGAGCGCCCCGAAAUGUUCGAAUGCGACCUCUGUCCCGCAAUCUACUUCUUAGAAAAAGACUUUACAGCGCACCACGGGCAAUCGCACCGCUGCGCCCCCUGCAGCGGCACCACAAAAUGGAACAAGAAAACCCACAUGCUCUCCGCUCGCAAAGAACGCAUGACGCGCACGGGAUGGGGCUGCGGCUUCUGCUGUCACUUCAGCUCCGACUGGACCGAACGCUGCAACCACCUCGCACACCACAUGGAGAAGCAAGGCCUCACCGAGUCCGACUGGAACCACAACAACGUCAUUCACUCCCUCCUCCAGCGCCCCAUCGUGUCCUACGAGUGGCGCCGCAUAGUCCAAGGCAUGCAACUGCACACGGUGCUCUGCUCGUGGAACCAGCAUUCAACAGGGCGUGUGGAGGGGUACCCGGAGAGCAAUCCCGUGCCGCAGUUACAAGACUUUCUUGAGUAUUUUACAGAGGAUCAGGAUCCCGUUGCGCUGGCGCAGCUCGCGUAUAGGAAGAUGAUUCGGCAUUCUGAGCCGCUGAGGACGGCGGCGCCGUUACCGCCACUGCCGCAGCAGCAGCAGCAACAGGUGCCUGCGCGAGAGCGGCGUGAACAGACGCUGCAGGAGCUCACGCGAGACACGGAGAUGUGGACGCAGCUUAUUAAUUCGGUGGUUGACGACGAUGUCAUGCCGCAGGGCGUGUGUCCGCUGGAUGGUAGUUUGUAUAACACUUGA